Molecule: messenger RNA, 2789 nt
Organism: Calliphora vicina (urban bluebottle blowfly)
Lineage: Eukaryota; Metazoa; Arthropoda; Insecta; Diptera; Calliphoridae
Gene: nod
Product: no distributive disjunction
Exons: 11
Coding region: 22-2445 (807 amino acids)
Biological process (GO): mitotic spindle organization; microtubule-based movement; spindle elongation
Cellular component (GO): microtubule associated complex
Molecular function (GO): microtubule binding; ATP binding; microtubule motor activity
Source: RefSeq, a predicted model, not a curated record
UAAUUGAAUAAAACAAUAGAAAUGAACAACACAAAUGAAAACAGUGCGGUGAAAAUAGCUGUGCGCGAAAGGCCAGCUAGAGAACAUUUAAAAAACAAUUUGCAAACCAGUGUUAUUACUUAUCAUCCAAAUGGAAAUAACCUAAUUGUAAACGAAUCAGUUUUUACAUUUGAUCAUGUUUUGGGUCCAUCCGUAACACAAGAGGAAAUUUUUGAUAAUUUAAUUAAGCCGCUGGUGGUCAACCUGAAGCUGGGAUUCAACUGUACAGCCUUGGCUUAUGGUCAAACGGGAACUGGUAAAUCUUACACUAUGGGACUGGAUUCUAAAAGUUUUGAUGGAGAGGAUGUUGGAGUUAUUCCACGCUGUUUAAAAGAAAUAUUUUCCUCUAUUGAUGUAAGUACAGAAAAGCAGGCAGAUAAUCAAAAUCUCAAUAGUCCAUCUAAGAAAGUGGAGAUAUCAGCCUCAUUCAUUGAAAUUUACAAUGAAAAAGUUUACGAUUUAUUGGGAGAAAAUACAAACGAACCCAUAGUUGCCAAAGGUUACAAAUACACUGGAGGAACACGCAAACCUUUAAAUAAUCUCGAUGACUGUUACGCUAUAUUAAUUCAAGGCAAUAAAAACCGACAUGUACGUCCCACCAAAAUGAAUUUGCAAAGUUCACGUUCUCAUGCCAUAUUCACAAUACACGUUCGUUCCAGAAUACAAAACGAUAAUGGUGACGAAUCCAUAACAACAUCGUGCAUGAACAUUGUUGAUUUAGCUGGAUCUGAAGGUGUUAGGCGUACGGGACAUCAAGGUGUAGCAAUGUCUGAAGGAGUUCAUAUCAAUCAAGGAUUACUAUCAAUUGGCAAAGUUUUGCAGGCAAUGACCACAGGGAGUAAAGUAAUACCAUAUCGGGACAGUGUUUUAAGUUCUGUUUUGCAAGAAUCCUUAAAUUCAAAUUCAUAUCUGACACUAUUGGCAUGCAUUAGUCCUCAUCGUGAAGAUUUAAGCGAAACAUUGUCGACAUUGAGAUUUGCCCAAAAUGCCAAACAGUUGAAAAAUACUCCAGAAAUAAACAAUAUUAUAGCUGAUAUAAAGAAAAAUGCCAAACUAAAGCAGACACCUUAUAAACCGAAACCUAUGCAGAUAACUAAUCCAAGAGUUACACCUCUAAAACGUUCAUAUUCUACGCUAUAUGGCACACAAGCAAAAUCAGCAGUAAAAAGUAAUACAUUUUGCACUCCGAAAAAACAACGGGUAGAGGUAAAUAAAUGCAAUCAAACUGAAAUAUCCAGCAAUUACAAAAGACCAAAGUUAUCAAAUUUGGCCAUGAAUUUGCCAAAAAUGGGUCAAUUAGAAUCGACUCAUAAUCGUGAAUCUAUGUUCAACCGGAGUUUAGAUUCAAAUGGUUCCUUGCUAAGCUUAAACAUAUCUUCCUCAACUGCUGUCGAUGGGCAUGCGUACAAAAGGAACACAAAUUAUAGUCCAAUUAUACGGAAAUGUAUUGCAGAGUUGAAGACUGAUUUGGAAGAUAACCUGAUGAAAAUGCUACAAAAAAAUCUACACACACUAGUGCCUCAAACUCCUGCCGCCGCACCCACUCUACAAAACCAAACUGUCCUGCCCUCCACAAUACGACAGGAACUUAAAAAUAUUAUGAAAGAAGUUUUGUCUGAAAAAACUGCACAUCCUAAUUGUGAAGAAAAUACUGCCCAAAUUAAUCCUUUGAAAACAAAUGCCAAGUGUCAAUUGUUCAACAUUAGUGAUGAGCUAUUUAAAAUUCCUGAAAUUCCUUCCGAAUUACAUAGACCAAAAACUUCAAGUCCAAUUAAUAAUGCCCGAAACUCUUCGAAAGCAUCGACAUCAUUCACACAAACUUUCUUUGCUGGUGCUACAAACUCGGAUAAAACGGCAUUAAAUAAAUCUAUACGACGUUCCAUUCGUAUCUCUGGGAAGCAACAACAUGACCAAUCCUCAAGUAUUUUCAAUGAUACCCCAUUGGAAAAUGCCAAUCAAUCACUACGUCGAAGUUCACGUAAAUCUGUUUUACAAAUGUAUCAUAGCAAACGUCGGAGCAUACGUUUGGCCACGCACAAUGAAAGUCUUCUAGCCGAAAAUAAAGAAGAUAAUGUAAAAGUUUCUAAGACUGUAAAAAAAAUAAAUAAAACUACCAAAGGAAAUGCAAUAAAUAACUCAAUAAUAGAUGCAUAUUGUAAUGGAUCCACUUCAGCAAAUGGCAAGACAAGUUUAACUAAACAUCGCAAAGCAAUUUUAGAUCUGCUCAACAAAGGCUCUAUGAAAGAAUUGCAAAUCUUACCUCAAGUUGGACAAAAAACCGCUUAUCAAAUAGUCACGCAGAGAACACUUAACGGCAAAUUCAAAAGUGUGGCUCAAGUUGAAAAACUACCCAUUUGGCGUGGUAGCGCUUGGGAGAGAUUCGCCCAGGCAAAUAUGUUAAUAUAACAAUCAGCAGUAAUUUAACCAAUAAGUAGGUAUAACGAAUUUUAAAUAUUGCAAUAUAUGUACUUUCCCACACCCAUCAUAUACUUUAGAGUGACACAUGAUUGUAUGGCAGAGAAAAUUACCAUACUACUAAAUUACCAUCAACUCAGCAAACACUGCUGCUACAACAACAACAACAACCAUACUACAACUAAAAUUAUUCUCUGGGUUGCUAAAAAUAAAACAACAUGGUCAAUAUUAUCAUAUUCAUUUUUUUACAGUCAUACACAAAUUUUUUAAAGCAUUAUUAUUUUUUUUUUUUGUUAACUAUACUAACUUUUAGUGAUAUAAUAAAUAUAAUAUAA